GCUUGCUCCUGUCAUGGUAUGGCAAUACAUGAUGCCGUAAAGCAAUUCAACAAGUGCAUAGGCCUGUAUGUUGACCAACUUGACCUGGUUGUUUUAAUGAAGACAUGCCGUUUUCAUUAUUCGGCGAAGUAAAAGCCUUGACUUCUGUGGGUCACGGGGAAUGUGGUCUCUAAUGGAAAUCGUACUAUCCUGUCAGAAUUUACCGAGAUGGAGUGAGUUUGAACUUGGACUUGUAGUGAUGUCUCAUAGGGUUCAUAUCUAAGAUUCGCAUAUUCUCCAAUUUUGAUUCCUGGUGUGUGCUUUAUUAUUAGCAGUUACUUUUAGGGCCGAUUGUGGAAAUUCUGUUUAUGUUUCCGUUACGGUUUAAGAAUUCGGCACGACAGUUUUCUGCUGCGCAUCCCCAAGAUGGCAUAACCAAUUAGAAAGGAAACAUUUUACGCCGUGUCGACGUUAACCAGCCGUGACUGAUACUAUAGACGACAUACUACUCUUGGACACCCUUUUUAUCAAAGAGGAGAUAAUGGCCGAGCGGGGAUUCGAACACCUACCCUCAUCAUGAGGCCAAUGCUCUAAAGAAUCUCCUGUUUGGGUUUUUUAUUUCCAUUUGUGCUUAUUUGAGAUCAAUGUGUGAAUGGCACGACGUUCAGAUUAAUCAACUGUUGCUAAUUAAAAUUAUUGUCGCUGUUAGGUGGCCUAUAUGUAUAUGUAUAUCUAUAGAGGAGGAAUUUAUGAAGCGCUUUGUAACUAUAAGGAAACGACAAUAUACUAAAUAUUAAUUGGAUUUAAUCGGAUUUUCAAUAAUCAUAUUAAAAUGUUGGCGCCAACGUUUGCCUGAUAUUAGGACUAUGGUUCCUAAUUUGUUCUUUUUAACUUUUGCUGGUCCUGAUAUCCUUGCGUUAUUGUCGGGCAGACCUAAAUUGCCAAUAAUUAUAAAGCAUCUUAGAUUUUCAUCAGGUUUUCUUUCCGAACAAUAAAAUUAAUCAUUUUCGACUGGGAAGAAUAUGCGGGUAAGAGUGAAAGUUGAAACGGUGCCAUCGACUUCUAAAUGGAUAUAAUACGCCUCACUCUUUAUUUUGUCUUGCCGAAAUUGUAUAUCAUUUCACUUUUGCCGGUUGUUGGCUGUGUUCCUGAUCGUCUGAUGGGAAAGACGGCAGCAACUAUAUAGCCCUCACGUACGCAUUGAGUUCCGCCUCUAGCGGGCGGAUGAGUCAGAACGUCAUGAACUAGUUGGGUCCGUACAAACACAUCACCAGCUGAAAACAAGAAUUGAACAUCGAAGGAUUGCGUUACGUAUAUAGGAUAUUUUUAUCAAGAUGGAGUUGGAUGAAGUUUUGCACGAGCUCAAAGACUGGGGCAAGUACCAGACUAUGGCAUUCAUCCUCAUCACGAUAGCUGGAACUUGGUUCCCUGCUUGGCAGAUCUCUUCAUUGAGCUUUACAAUGGCCGAACAGGAGUACUACCACUGCACCCCUGCCCCAGGGACUUUCCCCAACCAAUCCCUAGUGUUACAGAACAAGACCGAUGAGGGCGCUGUAACAUUUGGCGUGGAGAGCUACGAGAAAUGCUUGACGUAUGACAUCAUGGAGGGAGAGAUGAUCACGAACGAAACAGAAAUAGUUGGAUGUCAGUACGGCUGGGAUUACUACACUGUGUACCCAGAGGAGUCGACAGCAUUGAUGGAGAUGGACCUUGUAUGCGAUAAGGACAUUUGGGUGUCAACAGCACAGUCCAUUUACUUCGCAGGGGUGAUGGUUGGAGCCUUCGGGGCGGGACAGCUUUCGGAUAUAUUUGGACGGAAAAUUGUCUUCAUUAUAUCCCUCAUCGGGGAAGGGAUAUGUGGACUGGUCCUCGCGUUUAUGUACAACUAUUACGCUUUCGUUUCCAUCUGGUUUCUCGUGGGUAUGUUUGAAAAUGGGAUUAAUAUCGUGGAGUAUGUUCUUGUCGUGGAGAUGUUUACGCCCAAGAAGCGGACUGUGGCGGCGUGUAUCAACAAUAUCUCCUGGGGGUUAGGUAUCACCCUCUUAGGCCCUAUCGCGUGGCUCCUGAAAGAUUGGCGGUGGAUGCAGAUCGCUAUAUCUGUACCAUGUUUCAUAGGCAUUUUCUAUUUCUGGCUUAUCCACGAUUCCAUUCGAUGGCUUCUAUCGCGGGGUCGUUCCCGCGAGGCACAGGAAGUCGUCAAGAAGAUUGCGAGGUUCAAUGGUGUCAAUCCCGUUCCCCGCUUAACCGAUUCCGACGACGACAUCGCAAUGACAAGGGAAACGUACGUGAAGAAGUCGCCGGAAGGGAUGUCGAAUGGAGAGUCUGAGAUAGGUGCCGGGGACGCCGAUAAGACGGAAGAUCGAUUGAAGAAGGCUUCUUCGAUCGAGUCGUUGACGACGUUUUUCGGUGUACUCAAGAAAAGGAGGCUGUUAUUAAAUUCGAUAAAUAUGUUCUGUCAAUGGUUGAUGUGUAGCCUGGUAUACUACGGAUUCUUUCUGAAUACCAGCGUCCUGGCUGGUGAUAAAUACCUCAACUUUUUCCUUCUUGGUCUUGUCGAGAUACCAGCGUACGCCCUCAUUACAUUUACACUUGUCAAAUGGGGAAGGCGUUCGACAUUAAUCGUAUCAAACUUUGUAGCUGCUGUCGCCUGUGUCAUCACGGCUUAUGUUCCGGAGAAAUCAGAUGACGGAACGAAUUUACAGCCAAUUAUAAUUACAUUUGCCAUGAUUGGGAAACUUGGAAUAACGUGUAGCUUCGGCACAGUUUUCGUUUAUGGAACAGAGAUUUUCCCCACGUCAAUUAGAAACGUCGGAUUCGGUCUGUGCUCAUUUUGGUCUCGCGUCGGUGGCAUCAUUGCUCCUUUUGUUAUUUUUAUCAACAAGAUCUACAAGCCUGCUCCACUCCUGAUCUUUGGCGUUACGUCGUUCAUUUGUGGUGGCAUUGCUUUCUACCUACCCGAGACCCUGAACCGUCCGCUACCCGAAACGCUUGAUGAGGGCAACACGCUUCAUAAGACGAAACCCAUUCGCUCUAAUACAGAAUAUAUAGCGGGCGAGAGGAACUUGGCAGUAGAGACGUAGAUGAAGCUCCGGCUUGUGUCUAUCCGAUUAUUCCAUUCAGCUUCUUUCGAGAGACGCCCUCUACGUUUGUCUAAGUCGGGAUUCGGCGAUCACAUUCUACCUUUCUCCAUCGUCCAUAGAAUCCACAGAGUUGCUCCUAUACUCCUACUCCCAUGGCCAAUCUUUCAGCUCAAGCCUCGCCAAACAAGCCUAAGUCGUGUAUGAUUCUUAGAGUUGGCCAACAUUGGGGUCAGUCGAUACUGGCUCUUAUUCGAAUAAUUUGGGCAUGUCCACAUAACUAGAGAAUGGAGCGAUAUUGUCUGACUUGUCAAUAAGUUAUAACCAUUAAACAAGAAUUGGAAGCGGAAAACCGAAGCCCAUUGCGAUAUCUCCAAUGCCAAACUAAUCAGAUUCAUCGACCCCGAUCAAGGACUUUCGGCCUUGUCCGCCCAGCUUAGCAGGUUAUUUGGUCCGACCGACCUUGAUCUGGCUUCUGGCUCUCUAUCUCCAGCGCUCUGGCUCCCUACUCGAAUAUUUUGAACAUAUUUAAGAUAUUCGAGCGAGAGUAAUUGAAUUUAGAUUUGAAUUUUGAAUUUAAUGUCAGUCGAGGUAGAGUGAUAUCGAUAGCUCUAGAUUGACCCCGAUUUUCUUGUCGAGCUUAAUAUCUUGAUCGGUCUUGAUAGGUUGUCGUCAGUGGGAACCUAGCCUGACAGUUCAACGGUUCAUUGAUAAUACCGGCAAGCAGAAAAAAAAUGAAAAAAGUCUCCACUUGGAGUGAUAGAGUGAGCAUCACUACAGAAAUUUGGUCAGUAAAAACGUGAAAUGAACAUCAUAAUGAUUUUGUGCAUGCAUGAUCAGCCCCCCUCACUUUCUGCUCAACCCCCAACCCCCAGCCAACACUUUCAAAUCGUUCCACUCAAUCCCUCUGCCCUAUGAUGUUUGUACAACUCAAUUGGAGGUCAGAGAAAAUUGUUAAGUCCUGCUUGGGUAAGGCUAUUUACUGAUUUUGUAUGGCUUAAAAAAAAAACCCUCGGGCCCGUUCCAGAAAGCAUUGUUACGCUAUUUGAAUUUCAUCCAAUGUGGUGCUCCCCAUAAUGGGUUGUGUUUGAUUUUUUUUUUAGUUCUGUAUACUUGCAACUUUUUUAAGGUGCCCCUGGAUUUUUUUUAAAUAAUUGUAUAAACAGGAGGUUAUAGUUAUGAUAUUAGACAUAUGACACUGCAAGAUGUACAGACAUUACAAUGACAAUUAUGUAAAAAAGCAACAACAAAAAACACAAAAACAAAGGGAGGAUAUAGUAUGCCUCUCUUAAUGAAUUUCUGAAACGUAUUUAAAUGUAGUUUUAUUUAAAUGUAUUUUUACGUUGUAUGUAAAUAGUGUUCUUGUCGAUAUUUAACUAGUAGAAGGGGAUAUCUAUGUCUUUGUAGAAGGCAUGCUUUUCUAUUUCUAAACUUGCUUGAAGGAUUUUUCGUUAAUUUUACGAAUCACAAAUUCCAAGGGUAAGCGUUUUACAGGGGAGUAUAACGUAUUCUUUAUUGACAGGCUAUUUAACAUCGUACUACAUGUAUAUAUGUAUAUUUGUGUCUCUUUGUCUGUUUUAGUUUCACCCAUUUUGACAUUCCAAAAUAGCGUCGGCAUACUCGAUUGCUAUAUUUAAAAAGCUAGGAUGGAGACAUUUUUACGUUCCCUCCAAAAGGAGUGCACAGAAAUCAUAUUAUUCUUGAAGUUGGAAUGUCAUAUGAACGAAUUUUCUGCUAAAAAUAUGGAGAGUAAAUUAUUCAAAACAGUAAUUCUUUAUUGGGUGAUCGAAAGUAUUCUCACGCUCAUAUGGGGUCAGUUUUCUUAAAAUACACUCUAACAAUUAUUGGGUAAAAAUGCUCCAUGAGGGUAAUUAUGUGUUCAACCAACAAUGGACAUUUCUUUUGGGCAUUUUUAUUUAUCCAGUGUGAUGAGAAUUUUGCCCAUUCUAAAGUAAUUGCUACUUAUUUUGUUAACCUUACUGGAAAAAAUGCUUCCCGCAUCGGGUAAAAUACUGCCCCAAAUUGGUUGGACACAUAAUUACCCUCGUGGUAGUAAAAUGUUACCCAAUAUUUUUUUUUGUGUAGGUAAAUUCUAAACACUAGUAAUAAUAAUAAAACGAAUUCUUGAAAUUUCAAGAAUACGUCGAGGUUAAUUCUCCCUCCUUUAUAUACCCCCAUUGAAUUUCGAGAUAAUCAUCGAAUGUUUCACAUUUUAUAAAAUUUUAUCAAUAUAUGAUCAUGUAGAAAAAAAACUAACCUAUGUGAAAUUGAUGACUAGAAUUAAUAUAAUUCCAUCUGUAAUUCAUCAUGAUUUUUUUUUACCUUCGCUGUUCACUAAUUUUUGUAAUGUUUUCUUACGUCUAGGACCUACUGUAUAAUUAUCUUUAAUCAUUGUCAUUAUCAUUCUUAGUAUUAAUUCCAAUGUUACCAUUGUCAUUGUUAAUGGUAUCAUUAUCGAUAUUAUCUUAUAACAUACGUAAUUUAUUAUUACUAUCAUUAUUAUUAUUAUUAUUAUUAUUAUCAUCAUCAUAAUUAUAAUCACCACCAUCACCACCAUCAUCAUCAUCAUAAUCAUCAUCAUAAUCAUCAUCGUCGUCGUCGUCGUCUAUUACUAUUCCUUAAUAUAUGUACAAUUAUUGUUAUUAAUUUUGUAAUUUUCCUUUGAAUGAUGUAAUUAUCACAUUGUUUUUUUCAACUGUGAUUUCCCUGAUAUUAUCCCUUUCAACUUCACUAUGUCAUGGUGACUAUUUUACUGUUAUUCUUAUUACCAUCGUUCCCGCAAGCUUGUCGAAUUCAAUGCCUCUUAAACUGAUGAGAACAGUACUUCAAACAAAUAUAUUGGCAUUAGUUUUGUAGAAACUUUUCAGGGUAAAAAAUGUUCAUACUUGAUUUUUCAGUGGUACGACGAAUGAAUAGCUACAGGUAAAGUUCAUCUCGACAAAAAUGAUUUGAAUAAAUAGAGGGAAAUUGAAAUUACAUCGAAAUCAGAUGCAAAAUAAGAAAGUUAUGGCAAAUAUAUGUUUAGCAUGUUUGCACAAAACAGUGGUAUCCAUAUCAUAGGUGUUAUACAAAUGAAAGAAGCGAUGUCUUCGCCGACUUUCUUUUUAUUUGGUAAUUUAGUUUAAGAAAUAAAUAUACCAAAUAUCGAUUCAACUCCGUUAAUGUUGACAUUGAUUCAAUUCCCCAUCGUAAGUGCCAAAUCACCAUGUUUUGAUUUGGUGGAGAUUCUCUUAUCUUAAUUUCUAUAAGAAAAAUGAAAUAUUCCAUAUUUCGUGUAAGCUAUACAAAAUGAAUAAGGAUUAUGUGAGUCAUCGGCUACCUCAUAUGUAUACUAUACGGAUAUACAUGUGGCUGUACCACUUUUUUGUAAAAUAUGGAAACUUAAGAAUUUUAUAACUUUAUUAUUUUACAUCCAAUUUUGAUCAAGUCGUCCAUGCUUUGUUGUAUGAAAGAAACUUUUCCUCAUUUUUUGUUUAAUCAACUUUUUGUUUUGUCAAAUCUUGGCUUAAAAUGUCAAAUGGGAACGAAAAGAAAGAGUCAAACGUGAAGAAAAUAUUUGUCACGAUUGCACUUUUAAAAAAAUAAAAAGAAAAUUUGAAAAUGAACAAUGCAAAUCGAGUUACGUUGACGUGUUGUCAUCGUUUCCCUUGUGAAUAUUGUUAGUGGUGCCAUUGAUAUUAUCAUGAUUUGCAUAUUUAUUCAUUCUAUUUGCAAUGUAAGUAUUUCAAUAUCAUAUAUCAAUGUAUUGUGGUUACUUUUAUACAAUAAUACAAAGUUAAUAUCUUGUGCAUGAAUUGAUUUCUGUUUACACCACCCUCUUUUAACAUUGUAUGUCAAUUAUUUCAUAUAUGUUAUAAUGCUGAUGAUAUACUAUUCUGUCGAUUGAUAAUUAUGUAUAGAAAGUAUCCAGUAAAGGCUUACGUAUUCAAUGCGGGAAUUUUUAAAAUGUAAUUAUUAUAUAGUGUAUUCUUGUGUAAUUAGAUGAAUAGCUGUCGUUAUGGGCGAGAUGGGAAAAUCAAAUAAAAAAAUGCAAACAUCAAU
This is a messenger RNA of Lytechinus pictus (painted urchin), 7097 nucleotides long. RefSeq names its product organic cation transporter protein-like. Lineage: Eukaryota; Metazoa; Echinodermata; Echinoidea; Temnopleuroida; Toxopneustidae. Gene Ontology annotation, cellular component: membrane. Gene Ontology annotation, molecular function: transmembrane transporter activity. The transcript has 11 exons. Bases 1314 to 3059 code for a protein of 581 amino acids. The record is from RefSeq and is a predicted model, not a curated record. Gene Ontology annotation, biological process: transmembrane transport.